Pichia kudriavzevii is the source of this 984-nucleotide messenger RNA. RefSeq lists its product as uncharacterized. The coding region runs from base 1 to 984 and encodes 327 amino acids. The transcript has a single exon. The record is from RefSeq and is a predicted model, not a curated record. Gene Ontology annotation, cellular component: mitochondrion. Gene Ontology annotation, biological process: biosynthetic process; conversion of methionyl-tRNA to N-formyl-methionyl-tRNA. Gene Ontology annotation, molecular function: methionyl-tRNA formyltransferase activity. Lineage: Eukaryota; Fungi; Ascomycota; Pichiomycetes; Pichiales; Pichiaceae.
AUGAAAAUAGCAUAUUUUGGGACCGACUUUUUCUCCAUAUCCACCCUUAAACACAUCGUCAACCAUCCAUCCAUCUCCCAUCUGGAUAUAAUCACCAGAUUGCCCAAACCUUCAGGCCGUGGCCUGAAAUCUAUCAAAGAGUCUCCAUUGGCUACUUUUGCAAAGUCAAAUGACCUGAACCUCCUAUACGCAGAGUCCAAACAGGAUUUUGAGAAAUUGAAACACCAGUACGACUUGGCGGUAGCUGUCUCCUUUGGUCAGCUGAUCCCAGCCCUGUUUUUGGAUACUCUCAAAUACCCUGGAUUGAAUGUACAUCCUUCCUUACUACCAAAAUACUCCGGUCCGGCCCCUCUACAGAGGGCUCUGUUGAACAAUGACAAAAUUACUGGUGUCACGCUCCAGAAUUUGCAUCCAACACACUUUGACAAAGGCGAUAUUUUAUUACAAGAGACACACCCAAUCCAGCAAAACGAAACUCUGUUAUCGUUAUCUGAAUCUUUGGCAAAUAAAGGUGGAGAGAUGCUCAGUUACUGCCUGUCUAAUGGCCUCUUCGAUCCAAGCUCUCCCAACUAUAAAACACUAAAGCCUCAAUAUCCUUACUCUUACGCUGCUAAAAUUAAACCAGCAGAACGUGAGAUUUCUUGGUCUUCGCCUUCAGAUUAUGUAAUUAGGCAAUUCAAUACGUUGGGCCCAUUGUACACUUUUAAGCCAGCAUUGAAAAAGGAUGGUUCGACCGUACAUAAAAGAAUCGUAUUGGAUAAUAUAGUUAAGAGUAAUCGUAUACUUUCCGUGAGUGACGAAAUCUUGCCCAAUGGUACCUUUAUUUUGGGCGAGAAUGACCAGUUAGAUAUAAAGUGUCAUGAUUCGUUUGCCUCAGUUGGUACUAUCAAAACUGAAGGUAUUGGCUCGGAAUCCCCAACAAAAUUUGUUAACUCUUUAUCAAAAAAGUUUGGUAAUACCGAAAAUAUCUUCAUCUCCAUCUAA